This is a messenger RNA of Drosophila busckii, 831 nucleotides long. RefSeq lists its product as uncharacterized. The coding region runs from base 75 to 767 and encodes 230 amino acids. NCBI's taxonomy places the organism in Eukaryota, Metazoa, Arthropoda, Insecta, Diptera, Drosophilidae. The transcript has 2 exons. The record is from RefSeq and is a predicted model, not a curated record.
ACCGCUCAGCGCAGCUUGACAAGCGUUGACAUUGCAGCUUUAGCUUGGAUUAUUAAAUAACAAAAACGUGCAGUAUGCGCACUUUGAUUUUGAUUGCGCUGCUGCUGGCAGCAACAGCAAAUGGCGAGGGCGGCUAUAACUAUGGCACAAACGAUGCAAUUGGCCAGGCGAGCUACGAGCAGCAGCCCAGCAGUGAGUACAGUGAGUUCAACAAGGAAUACUUUACGUACAGCGCACCUGAAGCGGAUUUCGAGGAUAAUCGCAGCGUGGGCGAGCUGGCUGCCUCGUUAAAGAGGAAUCUACGUGUGCUGUUCAUACGCGCACCUGAGAACAAGGGAUUGGAGCAUGCGGCUCUGUCGCUGGCCAAACAGGCAGCCGAACAGCAGACCGCCAUUUAUGUGCUCACACAGCAGGCGGAUCUGUCCAGCUUGUCCAAUAAGCUGCAGCAGCUCAAUCAUCUGAGCGCCAAACGGCCCGAGGUGCACUUUGUCAAAUAUCGCACGCCCGAGGAUGCGCUCAAUGCGCAGCGCACCAUUCAGCAGGAGUACGAUAGACUGGGCGGCAGCUCCACCACACACAACGGCGGUGUGGCGCCCGUGCUGGACUUUACCAGCAAGCAGCUUGUGCAGCAGCAGCAGCAGCAACAGCAGCUCAUACCUUUGCUGGAUGUGCGUAGUGGCGUCGGCGCUGAUGGUUUAGCGUCAGCGGAGCUGGAAGCAGCGCCAGCACCUGCGUCCAGCUACUUGCCAGUGGCUAAGCUAAGCUAACUCUAGUUUAUUUACAAAUUAGCUAAAUUGUAAUGCUUAAUUUUAUUCUUGUUACUCAUUUACU